CUUCCCGGGCAGCCUCUCCGAAGUUCAGCCCUCCUGCUUCCCUCGGCGUAGUCCCUACCUCGCUGGGAAGCGAGCGGCCGGCAAGUUUCGGCGCGCACAGGAGGCGGGCCGUGGGCACCGUGCGCGCGGGAGGGGUAGCCGCGGCUUCGGGCUCGGCGUCCCCCGCGCACUUCGGCGAUGGCUUCUCAGUCGCGAAGGCGGUGGUUCCUCUGCCUUCGUCGUCUCCUGUUCCUUCUCCCCGGACUUUUACUGCCUCUUUGCGGCGCCUUCAACCUAGAUGUGGACAGUCCUGCUGAGUACUCUGGCCCCGAGGGAAGUUACUUUGGUUUCGCGGUGGAUUUUUUCGUGCCCAGCGCGUCUUCUAGGAUGUUUCUUCUGGUGGGAGCUCCCAAAGCAAACACUACUCAGCCUGGGAUUGUAGAAGGAGGGCAAGUCCUCAAAUGUGACUGGUCUUCUAACCGCCGGUGCCAGCCAAUUGAAUUUGACGCAACAGGCAACAGAGAUUAUGCCAAGAAUGAUCCAUUGGAGUUUAAGUCCCACCAGUGGUUUGGAGCAUCUGUGAGGUCAAAGCAGGAUAAAAUUUUGGCCUGUGCCCCACUGUACCACUGGAGGACUGAAAUGAAACAGGAGAGAGAGCCUGUUGGAACAUGCUUCCUGCAGGAUGGAACAAAGACUGUUGAGUAUGCUCCAUGCAGAUCAAGAAAUAUUGAUGCUGAUGGACAGGGAUUUUGUCAAGGAGGAUUCAGCAUUGAUUUUACUAAAGCUGACAGAGUACUUCUUGGAGGUCCUGGUAGCUUUUAUUGGCAAGGUCAGCUCAUUUCAGAUCAAGUGGCAGAAAUUGUAUCUAAAUAUGACCCCAAAGUUUAUAGCAUCAAGUAUAAUAACCAGUUAGCAACUCGGACUGCACAAGCUAUUUUUGAUGACAGUUAUUUGGGUUACUCAGUGGCUGUUGGAGAUUUCAAUGGUGAUGGCAUAGACGAUUUUGUUUCAGGAGUUCCACGAGCAGCAAGGACUUUGGGAAUGGUUUAUAUUUAUGAUGGGAAAAACAUGUCUUCCUUACAUAAUUUUACUGGUGAGCAGAUGGCUGCAUAUUUCGGAUUUUCCGUUGCUGCCACUGACAUUAAUGGGGAUGACUAUGCAGAUGUGUUUAUUGGAGCACCCCUCUUCAUGGAUCGUGGCUCUGAUGGCAAACUCCAAGAGAUGGGUCAGGUCUCAGUGUCUCUGCAAAGAGCUUCAGGAGACUUCCAGACAACAAAGCUGAAUGGGUUUGAGGUCUUUGCGAGGUUCGGCAGCGCUAUAGCACCUUUGGGAGAUCUGGACCAGGAUGGCUACAAUGAUAUUGCAAUUGCUGCUCCAUAUGGAGGUGAAGAUAAAAAAGGAGUUGUUUAUAUCUUCAAUGGAAGAUCUACAGGCUUGCAUGUGGUACCAUCUCAGAUCCUUGAAGGGCAGUGGGCUGCUCGGAGCAUGCCACCAAGCUUUGGCUAUUCAAUGAAAGGAGCCACAGAUAUAGACAGAAAUGGAUAUCCAGAUUUGAUUGUAGGAGCUUUUGGUGUGGACCGAGCUGUCUUAUACAGGGCCAGACCAGUUAUCACUGUAAACGCUGGCCUUGAAGUAUACCCUAGCAUUUUAAAUCAAGAUAAUAAAACCUGCCCACUGCCUGGCACAUCUCUCAAAGUUUCCUGUUUUAAUGUCAGAUUCUGCUUAAAGGCUGAUGGCAAAGGAGCACUUCCCAGGAUGCUUAAUUUCCAGGUGGAGCUUCUUUUGGAUAAACUCAAGCAAAAGGGGGCAAUUCGGCGAGCACUGUUUCUCCAUAACAGGUCCCCAGGUCACUCCAAGAACAUGACCAUUUCCAGGGGGGGACAGAUGCAGUGUGAGGAACUGAUAGCAUAUUUGCGGGAUGAAUCUGAAUUCAGGGACAAGCUCACUCCAAUUACUAUUUUUAUGGAGUAUCGGUUAGAUUAUCGAAUGGCUGCUGAUACAACAGGCUUGCAACCUAUUCUUAACCAGUUCACUCCUGCCAAUAUUAGUCGACAGGCUCAUAUUCUACUUGACUGUGGUGAAGACAAUGUUUGUAAACCCAAGCUAGAAGUUUCUGUAGAUAGUGAUCAAAAGAAGAUCUAUAUUGGGGACGACAACCCUCUGACAUUGAUUGUUAAGGCUCAGAAUCAAGGAGAAGGCGCCUAUGAAGCUGAGCUCAUUGUCUCCAUUCCACCGCAAGCUGAUUUCAUUGGGGUUGUCCGCAACAGUGAAGCCUUAGCAAGACUUUCCUGUGCAUUUAAAACAGAAAACCAAACCCGCCAGGUGGUUUGUGACCUUGGAAAUCCGAUGAAGGCUGGAACUCAACUUUUAGCUGGUCUUCGGUUCAGUGUGCACCAACAGUCAGAGAUGGAUACUUCUGUGAAAUUUGAUCUGCAGAUCCAAAGCUCCAAUCUUUUUGACAAAGUAAGCCCAAUGGUAUCUUACAAAGCUGAUCUUGCUGUUUUAGCUGCUGUUGAGAUAAGAGGAGUCUCAAGUCCUGAUCAUAUCUUUCUUCCAAUUCCAAAUUGGGAGCUCAAGGAGAACCCUGAGACUGAAGAAGAUGUUGGGCCAGUUGUUCAGCACAUCUAUGAGCUGAGAAACAAUGGCCCAAGUUCGUUCAGCAAGGCAAUGCUAAGUCUUCAGUGGCCUUAUAAAUACAAUAAUAACACUUUGUUGUACAUCCUUCAAUAUGAUAUUGAUGGGCCAAUGAACUGCACUUCGGAUAUGGAGAUUAACCCUUUGAGAAUUAAGGUCUCAACUUCACAAACAACUGAGAAGAAUGACACAAUUGCUGGGCAAGGUGACCGGAACCAUCUUAUCACUAAGCGGGAUCUCACCCUCAGUGAAGGGGAUGUUCACACUUUGGGCUGUGGAAUCGCUGAAUGCUUGAAGAUUGUCUGCCAGGUUGGGCGACUAGAUAGAGGAAAGAGUGCUAUCCUGUACGUGAAGUCUCUCCUGUGGACCGAGACCUUUAUGAAUAAGGAAAACCAGAAUCACUCAUAUUCCCUGAAGUCAUCUGCAUCAUUUAAUGUCAUAGAGUUUCCUUAUAAGAACCUUCCAAUUGAGGAUAUCUUCAAUUCCACAUUAGUUACCACUAAUGUCACCUGGGGGAUUCAGCCAGCACCUAUGCCUGUGCCUGUGUGGGUGAUCAUUUUAGCAGUUCUAGCAGGAUUGUUAUUACUGGCUGUUCUGGUGCUUGUAAUGUACAGGAUGGGCUUUUUUAAACGUGUUCGGCCACCUCAAGAAGAACAAGAAAGGGAACAGCUUCAACCGCAAGAAAAUGGCGAAGGAAACUCUGAAACUUAACUGAUUUUUUAACUUAUCCUACAUCCUGGCCCAUUAGAAUUACCAACUUCAUUACAGAUUUAAAUUUCCUUCACGAGGAAUAAAAUUCCAAGGCUGUACUGCUAUUGAUGAUCAUUGGCGUUAACCACAAAAUCAGAGCAAUAUUUGUCAACCUUUUCUUUACAAAUAAGUUCAGACAUACAUGUAAUGCGCAUCAACUGACUAGUGUUUUUAGUUAUUUAAAUGAUAAAAUUUCAAGUGAUAGUUCUUAUUCACUGUAUAUAUGAUAGGUAGUGCCUGAGUUACUACUUUGCAUAAGAUAGGAGCUCUUACAAUGACUGUUUCUUAUUUAGUAUGUUGGAUUUUGUUGUUUGUUAUUGUCAUCGUCAUUUUAAAGCAAUCCAGAUUUGGACCUUAGCAUCCAUAUCUUUUGUGCAGGUACUUAACGUUAGUACACUUUACACUACAAUUGACUCUUCAAGCUUCUAAAGACUUUAUAGCUGCAUGAACGUGGGUUUUAAUAUCACCUACAUGAUAGAACUUUUUUUUUUUUAAUGCAUGAUUACAUCAAAAUUCCUUUCUUAAAUAGCAAAGGUACACUGUUUUAAUACGGAAAUUCGGUACAUGCUGUUAAAUUUUUAUUUAUAUUUAAUCCACAACCUAUUUUAUUACAUAUUAACUUAUAAAGUUAAACUUCUAGGUGCUUAAAACUUAGUUCUGCUGUCAAAAACACCUCCUUUGUGUAGUAGUAUAAUUUCAGCUAAACAUCAAAACACUUCAAGCCAUAUGGGGUUGGAAAUCACUUCCUAAAUAACAUCUAUUCCAUUGUUUUGUUUUGGCUAUUAAAAAUAGAAAAAAGAAAUCAUUUUAAUUAAAAGACUGUGUUUGUAGUUCUUUGAUGUAGUUGCUUGUUAGUAGUACGUUCUUAGAUUAGGACAGAGUUUUUAGUUGGGAUUAAUUUAUUUUCCUCCUUUAUAUGUAUUUUUCCUUGUAUUUCCAAAACUGUAAUUGAGAACGGAUCAAGAUCAAUGAGGAAUCUUUACAAUUUACAGGAACCCUCCCCUGCAACACUUCAUCCUCCCACCCCACGAGAAAUGCUUGGAACCAAAACUCUUAAAAGUAGCUCGUUGGUUUACUUCUAGCAAUAGCAUAAUGCUAAUCACAUAGUUUAUUACCUCAGUUUAAGCAAGGUAAUGUAUAAAACCAAUCUCAGCUAUCAAAGUGACUUUUAGAAGGUAUUUUUAUAACCUACUUGUUACUGAAAACUUUUUAAAGCUUUCUUGGGUUUGUUAACACAAACUACUUUUCUCGGAUCUUUAUUAAAAACAGCCCAAUUGGCAAGUUAUAAUUUUAUACACCUGUAGGGUGGCGAAUCUUCUAGAGGAACAUGUGGUUUAUUCGGUUUCUCAAGGUCUGGGGAUGACGAUCAGUUAUACCUAUUUUUGUGUAAUUACAUCAUGAUGUGCGUUGGAAAUUGAGAGUUUAAAAGCUUUUUGAUUGCUGUCCUCAUUAGGCAAUGAUAAAUAUUUCCCUUAAAUAAUCGACUAUUUUUCUGUAUUUUAAAAAUAAUUGAAAUUUAUCUUGCCAUGUCUUAUAGUUCCCUGUACAAGUGCAUAAACCAAUCUUGAGAAUUUAAUCAUAAAACAAAAACACAUUUAGGUGAGCUAUCCAAGUUAGAACAUUAAUCAGAUUUAGUAGAUUUCAAAAUUUAUGAAUUUUGGAGUACAGAUUUUAUUAGUAGCUUAAAAUAUCAUAUGCAAUAAGUAUUUUUAUUACAAAUAACUUUAUAAUUUUUUAAGAAAAAAGUUUUUAUCCUAGGGACAAGUGUAUACAACCACUAAGUUGGUCUAUCACAACUUUCUUCUUACCUAUUUUCCUACCUAGUAGCAGUCAUUCCUGAAAAUGUAUGUUUGGUAGGUAUUCACUCUCUGACAAAAAUGUAUGUCUUUGUUUUUCCAGUCUAUUCCUUUUAGGACCUGUAGCUCAAGGUAUAAUCUUGUAUUGGGGUCUGAAGGAUGUCAUAAUUGGAAAUUAACAUGAUGUUUUAAUUUGCCUUUAGAAAAUGUAAUUUUAAGCGAUGAUUUGGAUUUUUCUUUCUAAAAAAUGAAAAAUUAUAUCUCUGUAAAAAGGUGGUAGAAGUAUAAUUUGAAAGCCAGCUCUUUGAAGAAUAUGUUUGGAAAAAUGUUGACAUAGUUUUUACCUUAAAGUAGCAUGUGAAUGUAUUUCAUUAAAAAAAAAAAAAGUCCUAUGAAAAUAUGUAUUUACUUUCUCAAUAUUUAAAAUAUCAGUUUGUGAUUUAUUAAGAAUUAAAAUCCAUUUUAAAGUGUAAAAUUCUUGUAAUCUGAGUUGAACUAGAAAAUAUAAAAAGUAUUUGAUAUUGAUAAGAAAUAUACUGAUUUUUUUUUUUUUUUACUUAUAUAGGUACUUGAGAAUUCAUAUUUUGAGAAAAAUUUGUGUGAGGGUUAUUUCCUUCUCUUCCCUUUACCUCUCUUUUAUGGUUAUUAUUGUAAUUCUGAUUAAAUUCUCACUGAUUCCAAAGUGUAAAACAAUUAAUCAAAAUAUUAUUGCCACAAUUCUCCCUGUUAUAAAACUUCUUAUUCACAGUAAAUUCUCACUAACAUUAUUUAUAUUAACGUGAGGAGAAAAUUCAAGUAUUAGUAAAAAAAAAAAAAAAGUACACUGGCUUCUGUAAGUUUCUGAUAGUGAAUCAUAAGGAAAUUUAUGUGGCAAACUAUAGAAUAUAAUAGAUCAUCUGGUUUGUGUGAGUCAAACAGGAUUUAUAAGUUGAUAGACAUUCUUAUAUUGCAGAAUGUUGUGCUGAGACGGGGAAGAAUGAAUCAUUCUUGGAAUAUCUGUGUGUGACCAUUGCCUAUCUCAGAGUCACCUUGUUUGUACUGUUGGAUAUCUUGUAUAUUUAGUAGUUUCAUAAAUAUGAAAAAAAUACAAAAUUUGCAAGUCAAAUGUAGAAUUAAAAAAGAAAAGAAAUGACCCACAUACUCAGUGUUUUGGAGAGCACCCUUUUUAACUUAUUGGUAGGCUAGCUUCAAAGGUGAACCUGUGGACGUGCAGCAUACAAUAUGUAUUUCAUGGUAAUUUCUGAUAUGCAGUGAACUUCUUGGGGUAGGUACGGAUCUUUUAUUUUUGUUGUCAUUGUUCUCAAGUGCAAUAUAACAACGAAAGGAAACUUAGAUAAUUUCAAAGUCAUUUUAUAGUAAACCAUAGAGAUUAUUAGCUUUUUGUUUGUUUUUAGCAGGAGGGAGUGAAUCUGCUAUGGAUAUACAAGUGACAUCGUUUAUCCCUAAAAAGCCAAUUCUGCAUUUUAUUUGAGACUCUAUAUGAAUUCUCCCCUACCAAUUUUGAAACACUUUCAGAUAUCUUAAGGUAACUUGGAAGCUGUGUGUAUCAAAUUAAUAUACCCAAGUGACAUAGGAAGUAGUUUUCUUUGUUAUAGCUUCUCUUGUGAUCACCCACAUUGGGUGAAACAUAAAUUGAGUGUAUUCUAAAAUUUGUCAUUUGCUAACUUAAUUUGGGUUAGUGAAAACUGGUACAGUGUUCUUCUGACUUUUCAGUGUGUAACUUGUGACUAUACAAUAAAAUGGAGCAUAUGAUGCCA
Molecule: messenger RNA, 6916 nt
Organism: Loxodonta africana (African savanna elephant)
Lineage: Eukaryota; Metazoa; Chordata; Mammalia; Proboscidea; Elephantidae
Gene: ITGAV
Product: integrin subunit alpha V
Exons: 30
Coding region: 178-3324 (1048 amino acids)
Biological process (GO): cell adhesion mediated by integrin; cell-cell adhesion; integrin-mediated signaling pathway
Cellular component (GO): integrin complex; external side of plasma membrane
Molecular function (GO): integrin binding
Source: RefSeq, a predicted model, not a curated record